Messenger RNA from Nicotiana attenuata, 664 nucleotides. RefSeq names its product large proline-rich protein bag6-B-like. The annotation marks the transcript as partial. The transcript is spliced from 2 exons. NCBI's taxonomy places the organism in Eukaryota, Viridiplantae, Streptophyta, Magnoliopsida, Solanales, Solanaceae. The record is from RefSeq and is a predicted model, not a curated record.
AGAUUCAAUUUUGAAGGUUGCUCCUAAGGAGCAAAGAACUUGGAAAUCAAUUUCCGCUUUACAUGGCUGGAAAGUUAAAACACACGGAUUUGGUAACAGAGGAAUGACAGCUGAUGUUGUCACAGCCCUUCGCAUGUCUGGUAAUGCUGCACUUGACUUGGACAAGACUCGAACCUUGCUUCAAAAAAGGAAAGCUAUAGGAGAAGGUUCUAAGAAUGAGGAAGAGGGAGGUACCUCGUCAAUAGCUAGGCCACGAAUUAGGAGACGAGUUAUUAAUGAUGAUGAAAUUGAAGAUACUCCUGCUCAAACUUCGACCACCGAGCCUGUUUUGAUUCCUUCAGAUGAAGACACCGUGCCAAGAAACACAAAUGAAUCAACUCAGCAUCUCUUUGAUAGUGGUUUUGAGAGUGGCGAGCUCGGACCUGUUUUCGAUGAAGUUCCUCUUUCUUCAUUCGCACCUAUUUCUUCCAUUCAUUUGCCAACCGUAAGUGUUUCUUUGCCAGCAUUGACUAUUUCUGUUCUUUCACCAGUUUUAAUUGCUUCUACUUCCAUUCCUAUGUCUACUUCUUCCGUUCCUGUUCCCACUCCUACGACUCCUGUGGUGUUUACCUUUUCUACUACUCCCCCUUCUGCUGUUCCAUCUUCAUCUGUCCCACAUAUAGAA